Messenger RNA from Penicillium pulvis, 360 nucleotides. RefSeq lists its product as uncharacterized. NCBI's taxonomy places the organism in Eukaryota, Fungi, Ascomycota, Eurotiomycetes, Eurotiales, Aspergillaceae. The record is from RefSeq and is a predicted model, not a curated record. The coding region runs from base 1 to 360 and encodes 119 amino acids. The transcript has a single exon.
AUGUUCGGCGAUAUCAAGACAGCGUUGACAAAGAAGCGCAACAAGCCGCGCCUGCUCCUCGCCCUUUACGCGCGGCCCAAGUACCCCGAUGCCCCCCACUAUGCGCUGCUGGUUACCCCGAAUAUCAAACUCGGGGCUCACAAACUAGGAGCGGACCCAGAGUCCAUCGCAGCGACCAAAUACCAUAUCAAAAACACCCUCCAGAAAGUCAAAGAUGUGCUCUGCCAGCCAUGGGUUUAUGAACAUGUUGACGUACCCAACCUAGAUCGGGACCACAAUAUUCUCGUGUGUACAGUCAUUGCAAAGGUCCUGUCGACGGAAAGCCUAGAGAGGAUCAUGACGAAAACCUACAUCUACUAA